AUGAACUAUUUCAACACUGUUCUCAUGAACGACCUCCUCACUGUCUUUCAUAAGCGUUUCAACACUGUUCUCAUGUAUGACCUCCUCACUGUCUUUCAUAAGCGUUUCAACACUGUUCUCAUGUAUGACCUCCUUACUGUCUUUCAUAAGCGUUUCAACACUGUUCUCAUGUAUGACCUCCUCACUGUCUUUCAUAAGCGUUUCAACACUGUUCUCAUGUAUGACCUCCUCACUGUCUUUCAUAAGCGUUUCAACACUGUUCUCAUGUAUGACCUCCUCACUGUCUUUCAUAAGCGUUUCAACACUGUUCUCAUGUAUGACCUCCUUACU
This is a messenger RNA of Trichomonas vaginalis G3, 330 nucleotides long. RefSeq lists its product as uncharacterized. Lineage: Eukaryota; Parabasalia; Trichomonadida; Trichomonadidae. The record is from RefSeq and is a predicted model, not a curated record. The transcript has a single exon. The annotation marks the transcript as partial.